Molecule: messenger RNA, 1702 nt
Organism: Pelmatolapia mariae (spotted tilapia)
Lineage: Eukaryota; Metazoa; Chordata; Actinopteri; Cichliformes; Cichlidae
Gene: mrpl17
Product: mitochondrial ribosomal protein L17
Exons: 3
Coding region: 209-706 (165 amino acids)
Biological process (GO): translation
Cellular component (GO): ribosome; mitochondrial large ribosomal subunit
Molecular function (GO): structural constituent of ribosome
Source: RefSeq, a predicted model, not a curated record
GACAUAUUAGCCGACGUACCACCAAUGUCAACUCCAGCACAUAUAUCGUUGAUAUACGUGACCUCCGGAAUAUUUCUAACAUUUAGGUAACCUGCUCUAUUUUGUGUAUAAACAGUGGUUUAGAUAGAGUAUAUUCUAAGCCUUUCUUUGCUUUUUGAAUUUUAUUUUUGUCUGACGCGGGCUCUCGUAGGCGAAGCUAUCCGACAAAAUGCGCCUCACGUUGCAAAUGUUGAUCUCCCACGGCCGGAUGGCCCGGAGGAUGGGUUUGGGCCCACGGUCCAGGAUCGACAUGCUGCGCAACAUUUUGACAGGACUGGUCCGACACGAGAGGAUAGAAACCACGCUGGCCCGAGCAGAUGAAGUCCGCUUCUACGCCGAAAAGCUGGUAGACUAUGCCAAAAAGGGAGACACUGAUGAGAAGGCGAUGAAAAUGGCCAGUUUUUGGCUGACGGAGAAGGAUCUGGUCCCAAAGCUCUUCAAGGUCCUGGCUCCACGGUUUGAGAACCACUCAAACAGCUACACACGGCUGGCACGCAUCCCCAACAGACAGAACCUGGACAGAGCUAAGAUGGCUGUUCUGGAGUACAAAGGCAACCCUUUCCCACCCCUUUAUCCUGCGAAAAAGGAAAAUGAACUGACUCUCAUCAACCAGCUCCUCAAAGGCUACAGAGAGGACAGGGCACAACAGUUAGACACAAAGCCGUAGUUGCCACCAUGGAGAUGGAUCAAAGAUGGCUGAAGGGUGAUGGUGGGGUACUGAAAUGCUUCUGAAGAGCCACUUGCAUAUUCUGCAGACUGUGGCUUAAAGGCCGCAACAGACACUGAUGCAGUUCUUUACCAAAAGAAGCCGCAGCUCUGUAAAGUAUUUCUGAUUGUGUAUUAAUAAAUAUUAUUUCUUAAGAUAAGCAAGAAAUGUUUGGUUUUCCUUUGAUUGUUAAUGAAUUCAGAUUCAUGCUGUUGAGCAUUCAUAAAUAGGUUCACAAAUAAACUGCUUUUCUUAUUAAUGUGGUAAUGGUGGUUAUAAUUUUAAAGCAGUCAAAGGAAUGAUCAAAAUUGUGCUACUCUAUAACUGCAUAUUCCAUUUCUGUUUAUAACAGAGUAUGACUCUUAUAAAUUUGUUGUUUUCAAGCACAAGCAAUGUUACUAUUAUUUUUGGACAUGUCAUCAAUUUUCUGAAGGCAUUACAGGAUGCAUAGCGCUCCUUGUGACAUAUACACCAAUCAACCACAACAUUAAAACCUCCUGAAUUACAUUACACAGCUCUCCUCAAGCUGGCAAAAUAGCUCUGACCUGCUGGGGCAUGGGACCUCUGGGAGAGUUCUGUGGUGAAUGGCAGUAGAUGAUUGUGAGUCCUGUGGGUUGCACAGUGGAGCCUCCGUGGAAUGGGAUUUGUAAUGGCGCAUUCCACGGAUGUUCGAUUGGACUGGGAUCUGGGGAGUUUGGAGGUUGGGUCAACCCCUUGAACUCUUUGUCAAGUCCCCUGAGCUGUUGCACUUUUUGCGGUGUGCCAGAGCUCAUUGUCCUGCUUGGUAUGGGCACUGCAGUGUUAGGAUAUGCUUGUCCUGCAGUACUGUUUAGGUGUGCGAUGCAUGUUAACAGCAGCAAUCAGUUUACCAGUAGUACAGUGCACUGUAACGAGGCGAGUAAUGUAAUUUACAUAUGACUGGUUUUAACCCUGUAAAGCCUGAAUAAUUAAAUAAUU